UACAGGUCAGUGGGCGGAGUCGUAUAGUAGCCCAGGGGUGGUUAGAUUGGAAUUAUGCCCGGCACGGGGAGGAGGGCACCCGGGAAGAGGCAAAGGGAAACUACAGCGGCCACUCACACAAGCAGCGCAGGGAGCACAGUGAGGAUGGGGAAGAUACGAUGGCAGCGAAGGAUUAAAUCAUGUCUGCUGUUGCUGCUGCUACAUAUAGUUACUGUACAAUCAGUACCGAUAGACCAGGACAAAACCAAAGUAAAGACAGAGCCAGCUGCAGAAGAAGAAAAUACUGAACCGGAAGACACUGGACUUUACUAUAAUCGAUAUCUCAGGGAAGUCGUUGAAGUCCUUGAAACAGAUACUCAUUUUAGAGAAAAACUCCAGGCAGCCAAUAUUGAAGACAUCAAAAGUGGGAAAAUCAGCAAAGAACUUGACUUAGUGAGUCACCAUAUCCGAUCCAAGCUGGAUGAGCUCAAAAGGCAAGAAAUAUCAAGACUACGAAUGCUUAUCAAGGCAAAGCUUGAUGCUUCUGAAGGCACAGGGGUUGAUCAUGUUGCACUUCUCAAACAGUUUGAUCAUCUUAAUCACCACAAUCCUCAUACAUUUGAACCUGCAGACUUAGAUAUGCUGAUCAAAGCUGCAACAAAAGAUUUGGAAAAUUAUGAUAAAGAGCGUCAUGAUGAAUUUAAACGUUAUGAAAUGUUAAAAGAGCACGAAAGGAGAGAAUAUCUGAAAUCAUUGAGUGAAGAAAAGAGAAAAAUGGAAGAAGCCAAAUUUGAGGAAAUGAAAAAAAAGCACAAAGAACAUCCGAAAAUUAACCACCCAGGAAGUAAAGACCAGCUGAAAGAAGUUUGGGAAGAGACUGACAGAUUAGAUCCAUCUGAUUUUGAUCCAAAAACAUUUUUUAAGUUGCACGAUACUAAUGAUGAUGGAUUUAUUGAUGAGCAAGAAUUAGAAGCUUUGUUUACAAAAGAGCUGGAGAAAAUGUAUGAUCCCAAAAAUGAGGAGGACGACAUGGUAGAAAUGGAGGAAGAGAGAUUACGGAUGAGAGAACACGUCAUGAGUGAGGUUGAUCUUGACAAGGACCGGUUGAUAAAUUUGUCUGAGUUUUUAAGAGCUACAGAAAAAAGAGACUUUUUGGAGCCAGAUGGCUGGGAGACUGUAGAUGAACAGCCGCCGUACACAGAGGAAGAGCUUCAGCAGUUUGAAAAACAGAUUUUCCAGCAAGAGAAGGAAUUACAAGAGAGAGCGGAAGAGCUUUAUAAACAAAGGGAUGAACUACAGAAACAGCACGAACAUAUCCAGGCUCAGAAACAAGAGCUUCAGCAGGUCGUACAACAAAUGGAACAGAAGAAAAUGCAGCAAUCAGUAUCUCAGUCAGUACCAGAUGCAUCUAUAAACAUCCAGCUAACUGGAGACCAGGCAGCUCAUGUAGGAAAUACCCAGCCUUUACCCCCUGGACAUUUGCCAGACUCAGCAGUGCAACAGAGUCAUCAAGGUUCAUAACCGUUGUGUCCUGUAGUGUUUUGUUUUGCUUGUUUUUGUUUUUUUUAACUCCUCAAAACCCGAAGUUAUUGAAAGGGAAGAAGAAAAAUCCUUAGUACACAUUCUGGUUACUAGUCAAGGACUUUAUUUUUAUUUGAACUUGAAUAUCAACCCAUUAAAAACCCAUUUUGAAAACAAACAAAAAAUUAAAAGACUUAGAAAUCAAACAGGCUGCUGAAAACCCCCUGAUCUCUUCCUGCAUUACUGAAAUUCCCCAUAGACCUGAGACUUGUCUGCUGUAAUUUAUAUACGGUAAUUUAGUUCAAAAGAUGAUGUUUUUGGAUUUUACGUACUUUUCUGGGGCCAAAUAAACAGUGAAUUUAUUUUCAAAAAGGAAAUUCUGAAAAAGUAUCAGACUCUUGUUAUUUUUGCACUGUAGAAGUUAAUGGGAUUUAUUGUUUUGUUUUUAUCUGCAGUAAAUGAUCAUGUUUUAUGUAAAUAAAUAUUAAAAUGUGUUACUUCCUUUA
Messenger RNA from Bombina bombina (fire-bellied toad), 2006 nucleotides. It is a transcript of the gene NUCB2, whose product is annotated as nucleobindin 2. NCBI's taxonomy places the organism in Eukaryota, Metazoa, Chordata, Amphibia, Anura, Bombinatoridae. Gene Ontology annotation, cellular component: extracellular exosome; endoplasmic reticulum-Golgi intermediate compartment. Gene Ontology annotation, molecular function: calcium ion binding. The transcript is spliced from 13 exons. The coding region runs from base 55 to 1500 and encodes 481 amino acids. The record is from RefSeq and is a predicted model, not a curated record.